AUGAUACUUUCCCUCUUUGUGACGUGGAUCCUGACUGUUAUGUCCAUGGCCUUGCCGAACUCGAUCGUAGAUGAGCAAUGGAAAAUUUGGAAGCAGGCAUAUGGAAAAAGCUACCUUAAUGUGGAGGAAGAUCGAGCCAGGAGAGAAAUUUGGCUGGAAAACUUGGAGAAGAUUGCAGCUCACAAUGCUCAAUAUCAUCAAGGAAAUUCCAUGUAUGAAAUGGCCAUGAAUGAAUUUGGAGACUUGACAUCAAUGGAGUUUGUAGAAUUGUAUACUGAUUCAACAAUGUAUGAAAUGGCAAAUUACACAGAUGAUGCACUAUCAGAUAUUGAGCUGGAAGAACUGGAAGAAGUAGAGGAAGUCAGUCGUAUUCCCAAAGAAGUGGACUGGCGUCAAAUGGGCUAUGUUAGGGACGUAAAGAACCAGGGUUCAUGUUUAUCGUGCUAUGCGUUUGCUGCCGUCGGAGCUCUGGAAGGUCAGCUGGCCAAGGAAAGGAACCAAUAUGUGGAUCUGAGUGUGCAAAAUAUCAUUGACUGUUCCGAUGAAUUUAAGAAUUAUGGGUGCAAUGGAGGUUUACCGUAUCGUGCCUUUAAAUACAUUAAGAAAUACGGCAUUGAAGCUGAUCAGUCAUACCCCUACCAAGCGAAGCAAAAUGAUCGGUGCUUUUUUAGUAACUUUAAGAGUGUCACCACAAUUAAAGGAUUCAAAAGGAUAAUGAACAUUGAUGAGAAAAAAUUAGCUGCAUUAGUGGCACGUGUUGGACCAGUUUCUGUACUUGUUUAUUCAUCACUUAGUUCCUGGAGAUUUUACAAGUCAGGAGAUUUACAAGCUUCUCAGUUCAGAGGACUGACUCCAAGCUGGCUGGCCGCAGCCAGUAUACUUUGCACAAGUAUCUUUGAUGAUGUUGACUGCAAUAGUAAGAGAGUUGAUCAUGCAGUGCUCUUGAUAGGAUAUGUGGAUGUAUCUUCAAGAGGCUACUGGAUCAUUAAAAACAGCUGGGGAAAAUCCUGGGGUGAGGAAGGAUACAUGCGCAUGAUUAAAGACAAAAACAUGUGUGGAAUUAAAUAUUGUGCUUCCUAUCCCACAAUCUGAAGACUUUUGACUUCUGCAACAAAAACAAAAUCACUCAAAUUAUUUUAGAUAAUGUCCUGUAUUUAGCAACUAUUUUAUAUGAAUCAUUGUAACGGAGCUGCCUACAGCAUUUCUUGAGCAAACAUGUAAUUAAGACUAUUUACUCUAGAGGGAGCCAGACUUGUCUCUAAAUGCAUUUUGAAAACUUUAUUUGCAAUGAUUAGUGUUUAUUUUGUUGUGGUGCUGUUUUGUUUCAGUGGUGCUUCUCAUAAUCAGCAAAAUAAAAAUAGAAAUAAUCUGA
Rhincodon typus (whale shark) is the source of this 1372-nucleotide messenger RNA. RefSeq names its product procathepsin L-like. The transcript has 8 exons. The record is from RefSeq and is a predicted model, not a curated record. The coding region runs from base 1 to 1092 and encodes 363 amino acids. Gene Ontology annotation, molecular function: cysteine-type endopeptidase activity. Gene Ontology annotation, biological process: immune response. Gene Ontology annotation, cellular component: lysosome. NCBI's taxonomy places the organism in Eukaryota, Metazoa, Chordata, Chondrichthyes, Orectolobiformes, Rhincodontidae.